Thlaspi arvense is the source of this 804-nucleotide messenger RNA. NCBI's taxonomy places the organism in Eukaryota, Viridiplantae, Streptophyta, Magnoliopsida, Brassicales, Brassicaceae. The record is from the annotation of a GenBank genome assembly.
UUAAUUCCCUGAACUCCAUUCCUUUCUUUAUUCCGAGUUUCCGACACACCGAGAUUGCUUAUCGAUUACUCUCUCUGCUCGAUCCUUCUCCAAGCGUAAAUUCACACUUCAAUAGGUGUGGCUUUUGUUAUGGUUCAUUCCUUAGAUUUGCAGAGCUUUAUUCUUCGUGCUCGAGUGCUUACAGUAUACCGACAAGCGUUGAAGAUAGCUCAGAGAGCUCCUAUUCAUGUUAGAGAAAUUCAUAUGUAGUGGAGGGACUUUGGGGGAGUCCACACAUAGGGAGUUGAAACAGACGAUUAGGCAAGAGAUGGAAAAGAACAGAGACUGCGACGACAAACAAAAGAUUCGGUAUCUGAUCAGUGAAGCUUUAGAGAGGGUUAAGGGACUCGAUGAGAUGUUGGACAUGCAAGGCCAUUAAGAAUUGGUGUGUAAGAUUUCGCUACCAUUCGUGCAAGUAGCUUCACACUAUGCGAUGCUAUGACUCUGCAGAUAGGAACUUUGGUCAUCAUUUGUGCUUUAGGCUCGAGUUCUUGAUUGAGACAUAUUUUCAAAGAGCUUUCCUGUCUUUUCCUCGCUGAGUUUGUGACACACUUUUUAAGAGUUGUCAUCUUUUCUUUACACCCAUCCAUAAGGCUUAUCAUCUCUCAAAAUGAGUCUUCUUAUACACACACUUAUCUUAAAAAUAGUCUGUUUGACAUUGUUGUUUGGUCUUUGUGUGUGUCCUCUUGAUGAGAAGAAUGCACAUGAACGUGCGAAGGUCUUCUUAUGCAUAAUAUUAUCUUUAAAACAGUCUGUUUGACAUUG